Messenger RNA from Anolis sagrei ordinatus, 3499 nucleotides. RefSeq names its product T cell immune regulator 1, ATPase H+ transporting V0 subunit a3 (gene TCIRG1). NCBI's taxonomy places the organism in Eukaryota, Metazoa, Chordata, Lepidosauria, Squamata, Anolidae. Gene Ontology annotation, cellular component: vacuolar proton-transporting V-type ATPase, V0 domain; vacuolar proton-transporting V-type ATPase complex; plasma membrane. The record is from RefSeq and is a predicted model, not a curated record. Gene Ontology annotation, biological process: proton transmembrane transport; vacuolar acidification. Gene Ontology annotation, molecular function: ATPase binding; proton-transporting ATPase activity, rotational mechanism.
GGCACUACUUUAACUGCCAUGGCUCAAUGCUAGGGGAUUCUGGGAGGCUUGCAGCUUGGCGAGGACCUCACAGCCUUGAGCCACGGGAGUCCAAGCGGUGUUGGUUCUCCAUUGCGGCUGCCUGGCCCCGUGGCCUCGAUGGGGGGCAGGAAGUGCCAGCGGCGGGCGAGUGAGCGAGCGAGCGGGGAAGUCCAGAGGGGCGGGAGGCCCGGCCUCCUUCCUGGCAGAGAGCAGGAAGACGCCUCGGCCCGGCGCUGGAGCUCGCUGCUGCUGCUCCUCUUGCUUCCUCUCCGGCUGCAUCGCGGGGAAGGAGGACAACAUCUGGCAUGUCAAGCUAAUACUCGCAAGGAUCCCUUUGCUGUUUUCUCCAACUUCGGUCCCAGAUUUGUCGUCUCAGGACAUUUUUAAUCCCAUGAUGAACAGCACUGGGUCCUGACUCAGGCACACAUUGUGAAACGGAUGGUCCUGGCUUGGCUUGGAAACUCUGUCGCAAUCCCCAGAACUGAGAAGGGGAAAAAUACCCACGUGAGUCAGUAGCCAAAGCUUGGGAGUCAAUUGCAGCAAAGUCCAGGAGCUUGGAAGAGACAGCAGCCCCAGGAUAACUCCCCCUUUCAGCUUCUUGUCCUUUGUGGAGCACUUGGAGCAACAUGGGAUCCAUGUUCCGCAGCGAAGAGGUCUGCCUAGCCCAGCUCUUUUUGCAGUCAAGUUCUGCAUAUGCUUGUGUCAGUGAACUUGGCGAACGGGGACUUGUGGAGUUCCGUGAUUUGAACCCCCAUGUUAAUGCCUUCCAGCGACGUUAUGUGGGUGAGGUGCGACGAUGUGAAGACAUGGAAAAAACCUUCACUUUCUUGGCCCAGGAGGUGCGGAAGGCAGGGCUGUCCCUGACACCUCCUGAGGACAACCUGCCAGCUCCACAGUCUCGUGAUGCCCUGCAGAUCCAAGAGGAGUCAGAGACCCUGGCACGGGAGUUGCGGGAAGUGAACCACAACCGAGAGGAGCUCCUCACUCGGCUACGGGACAUGCAAGAGCAUAUUCAGGUGUUACAGGAAGGACAGCACUUCACUGGUCAGCUGGCACCAAUGGGAUCUCCCUUCCGCCCACGCGCCUUCUCAGAGAGAGAACCUCUGCUCGACCCAUCCAUGGCGCAGCGGAUUGACCUGAGAAUAAACUUUGUGGCAGGAGUGAUCCACCCAUGGCGAGUUAGUUCCUUUGAACGGCUUCUGUGGCGUGCGUGCCGUGGCUACCUAGUUGCUCAUUUCACAGAGAUGCCAGAGCCUGUCAUAAAUCCAGCUACGGGUGAGAGUGUCACCUGUGUCAUCUUCAUCAUCUCCUACUGGGGCGAACAAAUUGGACAGAAAAUCCGCAAGAUCGCCAGCUGUUUUCAUUGCCACAUGUAUCCGUAUGCUGAUGAUGAGGCCGAGCGUGGGGAGACCUUGCGUCAAUUGCGCACCCAAAUAGAAGAGUUGACCAUCGUCUUGGGCCGGUCAGAGCACUGUUUGGACCAGAUGCUGCAAAAGGUGCUGAUGCUGCUUCCUGCUUGGCAAGUGCGGAUCCAGAAGAUGAAAGCAAUCUAUUUCAUCCUCAACCAGUGCAGCUUCAAUAUCACGGACAAGUGCCUUAUUGGUGAAGUGUGGUGCCCUGUACACGAUCUUCCAGCUGUACAGCAAGCCCUGAGGGAGGGAUCGCGCCUCAGUGGUUCCACAGUCGAAUCCUUUGUGCAUCGAAUCUCCAGCACUGAGAACCCUCCUACUCUCAUCCGUACCAAUAAAUUCACUGCUGGCUUCCAGAACAUUGUUGAUGCUUAUGGGGUGGCCAGCUAUCAAGAGGUGAACCCAGCUCCCUACACCAUCAUCACUUUCCCGUUCCUUUUUGCUGUCAUGUUUGGGGAUGUCGGCCAUGGUCUGCUGAUGUUUCUCUUUGCUCUGUGGAUGGUGCUGUUAGAGAACAGUCCUGGCAUGAAGAAGGUGGAAAAUGAGAUCUGGCAGAUGUUCUUUGAAGGCCGCUAUCUCAUUCUCCUAAUGGGCGCCUUCUCUAUAUACACUGGCUUCAUUUACAAUGAAUGCUUCAGCAGAGCUACCACCAUCUUUCCAUCUGCCUGGAGUAUUGCUGCCAUGGCUAACCAGUCAGGAUGGAGCUUGGAAUAUAUCACUGAAAACCCUGUUCUUGUCCUGGUUCCUAACGUCACUGGAGUCUUUAAUGGCCCCUACCCCUUUGGGAUAGACCCGAUUUGGAGUCUGGCCGUCAACCAUCUCACCUUCUUGAACUCUUUCAAGAUGAAGAUGUCUGUGAUUUUGGGCAUUGUGCACAUGAGCUUUGGGGUGUUCCUUGGCAUCUUCAACUUUGUUCACUUCAAACAAAUGUACAAGAUCCUACUGGUUUUCCUUCCGGAGAUCAUCUUCCUGCUGGCACUCUUUGGCUAUCUUAUAAUCCUGGUCUUCUAUAAGUGGCUGGUGUUCGAUGCUUCCACUUCCCAAUUUGCACCUAGCAUUCUCAUCCAUUUCAUCGAUAUGUUCCUGUUUACAGAGAAUGCUGACAACAUUCCACUCUAUAAGCACCAGACGACAGUGCAAACAGUGUUGGUGGUGGUGGCUCUUGCCUCUGUGCCUGUCCUGCUGCUGGGGACGCCCUUAUACCUCUGGUGCCAGCAUUCGCGGAGAAAGGCCUUCCAGAUCCAGCGUGAACCUUCCAGUGCAGAAGAGCGCCAGUCCCUGCUAAACUCCGGUCCAGGCAGAUCAGUGAACGUUGCUGAAGAUGAUGUAGAGCGUGCCCAGCCCAAGCAAGAGCCAGAGUUUGAGUUCUCCGAAGUGUUCAUGCAUCAAGCCAUCCAUACCAUUGAAUAUUGCCUGGGGUGUGUCUCAAACACAGCUUCCUACCUGCGUCUCUGGGCCCUCAGCUUGGCCCAUGCACAACUUUCAGAAGUCCUGUGGACCAUGGUGAUGAGGAAUGGCUUUUGGAUGACGGGCUACAAGGGUGGUGUCAUCCUUGUACCAGUGUUUGCUUUUUUUGCGGUACUGACUGUGGCCAUCCUGCUAGUAAUGGAAGGAUUGUCCGCUUUCCUGCAUGCUCUCCGUCUGCACUGGGUGGAAUUCCAGAACAAAUUCUAUGCAGGUGCUGGGUAUCGGUUCAACCCGUUCACUUUCACUGCCAGCACCUGGAACUAAGAGGAAGAGCAAGGCUUUUCUCCUCAGAGAGCAGAUGUACUGUAUAUGCCCUCAUGAGCCAGUGGGGAAAGUUAAUUGGCUUAUGCUGCAUUUUCUUACUUGAGCAACUGUCCCUUGCUUCUUCCUUUCUGCCGGUUGUGCCUCAUGUCCUACCAGAUGGUACGACAGCAUCCUUUAGCCCUUUCCCCUCUUUGGAAACGGAGCUGACAUCCUAUCCCCAGCUGUUACAUUGAAGAUAAGGUUCGACACUGCUUCGCUGCAAGGAUGUUGGGGGAGACAUUCCAAAAUUAAGGAAAAGUUUUACAGGAAACUGCCCCCUGCUCCAUGCCAUGUUACAU